Molecule: messenger RNA, 880 nt
Organism: Ectocarpus siliculosus
Lineage: Eukaryota; Phaeophyceae; Ectocarpales; Ectocarpaceae
Source: the annotation of a GenBank genome assembly
GAGUCGAGAUUCCAUGGGGCUUUGGUGCGCGCUUCAUAUCCUCCUCUGCAUUGGCUUCCUGCUGAAUGAAUGCGUAGGCCUGGUCCUGUUUCCUUGCAGAGCCACGCUACGCUUGGAUAUGUCGGCGGCGGCAUCGUCAUCCGUCAGGGAUGCUGAUAGCGUACGUGUUCAAGUUGUCAGCGAUUUCGCGUGCCCCUGGUGCUAUGUGGGAAAGGCACGCCUCGGCGCCGCGAUCGAGGCCUUCGAACGAUCGUCCACCUCAGACGGCAAGGGAAGGGCGCGGGUACAGGUCUCCUUCAGUCCCUACAUGAUCGAUCCUCGCACGCAGCCGGGCGGCGAGGAAUACCUGGUGUACAACAAGCGGCGGUGGGGAGGGGACGGCUGGACGGCUUCCUUGAAGAGAUCUUCCAAGAAAGACGGGUGCGAUUUUGCAAAAUGGGAGACUUGGCCCAACUCCCUCCUCGCGCACAGGCUGCAGAAGUUCGCCGAUAGCGCUGGGAAAGGUGACCAGGUGAACAGCCUGGUGUUUCAGACGAUCUACGAACGAGGGGGAAACGCCUCUGAUCUCGAAACCCUGGUGUCUCUGGCCGCGGAGGCCGGUCUAUCCCCCGCGGAAGCUAGCGCCUACCUCUCCUCGCGGGAGGGAGAGGAAGACGUCCUCCAAGAUGAUCACACGGCCAAGACCGAGCUCGGCGUCACCGGAGUUCCAUGUUUCAUAGUCCGGGGAACCGGGGGGCGGGAGUCUGGGAGCGGGACUCCUGACGACGCCGUUGGUGGUGGCAGUGUGGGCGGUGCUGGACAAUCAGAAAUCGUUCUGAAUGGAGCCGUUGCGCCCGACAAGCUGUUGCGGGCCUUUGAGUCUGUUCGUCGGCUGGGAUAA